CGUCUUUAACCUUAACGUUAUAAUUUAAUUUUACCAAGAUCCCCAAAUUCACGCAUAAACCCUAGAUUCUACCGUAACUCUGAUUUCCCCAAAUUGAGCGAUUGCGACGGUGAUUGAAAUGGAUCAGACUCCACGGCGGAAUGUUCGUCGGAAAUUGGUUCAGUCGACGUUGCUCCCUCAUAAAUCGGAUGCGGUAAUUGAGUCUAACGGAGAUCAGAUGUGCGAUGUCGGUAAUAAGGAGGAAGGCGAAGGAGGAGAAGUAGGAGAUGGUGGUUUAUGUAGUAGUCAAGGGAAGAAGACGAGAAAACAGAAAGAGAGGACUCCGAAGAACGGAGCUACCAAGAAGGUGGCUAAAGGAAAGAGUCCUCGAAAAACAACGCCAAAGAAAACUGCAACUAAAAACGGAAUUGUAGCUGCUGCUGAUCAGAUGGUUGCUGCCAAUGUUUCACCUCCAGUUCCCAAUUUGCGUCUGGAAGCUAAGUUAAGAGCUGAGGAAGAUUCUCGGAUGUCUGCUGGCAAGCAAAUACAUCCGUUUUUCUCGACUUGGAAAGGCGGUAAAAGAAAUCAAGAAGCUGCUGCAGCAGAGAAUGGUACGUGUCAGGGUCAAGGAAGAGAUAAAAUUGUCACCAUUGGCCCUAUCCAUGUAUUUGAGAGGUUUCAGGAUGAUUAUCAAACCACCCUUGAUUGGAAGAACUGGACUUUCUAUGAGCAAACAUCCACCACUGAGAAUGCGGAUCAACAAAUGAAUUUUGACUCUCUUGAACCCCGACCCAAGGAGUUUGAUUUAAAUGAACUGCCAUCUCUUUCACAUCCUGACGUGUGUGUCAUCGAUGAUGAGGAGCCUGAACAAUGUGUUAGUCAAUCAGAACGUAUCGCAGAGGCAUCUCCGGUAGUCUUAAUAGCAGACCAGGAGGAGAAACGUGGGUACCUUGGCUCCUUAGAUGGAGCAGAAUCGGAUUGUGAAGUUCAUGAAGCAAUUAACUUGUCUGAUGAUGCUGGUGGUGCAGCAGACAUUUCUCAUGAAAUGCAACACCUGUCAUGUCGAGAAAGUAAUGACUCCAGUGGCCAGCCUCGUAAUAGCUUAUGGGUAGAUAAGUACCAGCCAAGAAGUGCCUCGGAGGUAUGUGGUAAUACCGAAUCUGUAAAAGUAAUGAAUGAAUGGCUGCGCCAAUGGCAGGAGAGAGGGUUUCAGCCAAACAAAGACUUUUUGAGUAGUGAUGAAGAUAAAUCGCAAGAUGCUGACUACAACUGUUCUGAAAGUGGCUCUGACUCAGAAAAUAUUGGUGCUGAAGAUCGCCUGAAAAAUGUGCUCUUAAUCGUUGGUCCAGCUGGGAGUGGGAAAUCUGCAGCUAUUCAUGCAUGCGCCAAGGAACAAGGAUUUAAAAUCCUAGAGUCCAACACAUCAGAAUGCCGAAGUGGAACAGUAAUUAGGCAGAAAUUUGGGGAGGCUCUCAAGUCAUAUAGCCUGUCAAGGUCCUUGGACCCUCUUUUCAAUUCCUGUACUGAUGGCAAUGGGGUAGAGGAUGUAAUGGAAGUGGUACCCGUAUUACAUAUCCAGAAUGAUGGAGCUAACUUGAAGCCUUUAAUUCUCUUUGAAGAUGUAGAUAUUUGCUUUGCUGAAGAUCGUGGUCUCGUUUCUGCUAUCCAGCAGAUUGCUGCGAAAGCAAAAGGGCCUGUGGUAUUGACUACCAAUGACAAGAAUCAUGGUUUACCAGACAACUUAGAGAGGAUAGAAAUAUACUUUUCAUUGCCAUCAAAAGAAGAACUAUUUAGCCACCUUUCUCUGGUUUGUGCAGCAGAGGAAGUUAAAGUUAAUCGUGGUUCACUAGAGCAAAUGACCACGUCUUGUGGUGGUGAUAUACGGAAAGCAAUUAUGCAAUUGCAGUUUUGGUUUCAGAGUAAACCGAAAAGAGCCAGAAAGGUGAAGAACACAGGUAAUCAAGAUCUCUUUGAUCAUGAAGCUGGCCACUUGCUGCUUCCCAAGAUAAUUACACGGGAUUUCCCUUCUCAGUUAUCUCAGUUGGUGGAGAAUGAGAUUGCUAAGGUAUUAUCUAUAGAAGAGGAAAGCUAUAACACAGUGGAAGUACUUGUUGAAGAGGUUGAAAACGAAAAAAUGCUUAAUAGAUUAUGGAGGCGGGGCGCAGGAAAGAACAGCAUACAAGCCAAGAAAACAGCCAUGUUCAGGCAGAACACUACUUUUGAAGAUUAUGAUGAAUUAGAAGACGUCUUAAGUAUUCCGUGUGAACUUAGCAACACUUCCUACCAACCACUCUCUUUCUCUCAGCCAAACAGAAGGCGGAAGCUCAAUGUUGUGAUGUCCUCUGAUUCAGAAGAUGAGCCUCUGACUGACAUACGGGUUUCCAUUGCACAACAUCAGAAGGACGACAGAUUGAUUUUCCAAGAAGAUGGUACGUUGUCCUCAUAUUGGCCAGAUAUGCAAAAGGAAACAAACCUAUUAGCUGAUCCUUCAGUUCCUUCCAGAGCAGAAAUAUUGGAGGCAACUUGUUAUCAGUAUGAGACAUCAAAAUUCUCUUGCAUUAAUGAGGUGUCCCAGUCAGUUGAUGUAUCAUGUGUACCAGAGUCUUCGUAUGUUCCAGAAACUUUAAUGGAUGGUGAAGCUGAGCUGUCGCCAAGAGCGGUAUCUUGCGGACAUUUUGAUGGAAGAGUAGAAGUGUCCAUGAAUGAGGACGUUGUACAGACUCCCCCAUCAAAAGAGAUAUACAUAGACAGAUUUCAGAUUUUUGAUUGUUUAAAGAAUACAUGUGAGAUCAUUGCAGAAUCUUCUGAUGCGAUGGUGAUGGAAAACUGUUACAAGGAAUAUGUAGGGACUGCCCAGAAGAUGCAACCAGUUUCAGAUGAAUGCAGUCGUAUAGAUUUUGGUAAGACAUUCAAGAUGGCUCAGAAACCGAAGCUUGAUACCUCUAAAUCUGCUGUGCAAGAAUCAUGGGAAAAAAUCUGUUUGAGUCAUGCUGAUUUCAAGCCAUACUUGGAUUCAGAACCUGUAGAAGCUCCACAAGUUCUUGAUCUCACUCACCAGAUAACCAAUCUAAUUUCAGAAGCUGACCUAACACAUUUUAGAUGCCUGAACCUUGGAGCUUUGGAGCCAAUGAUGAACGCUUCUGGAGAUCUUGAUACGUCUGGUUUAUCUCAGAUGCUUGAACAGAUGACUUCCACUGUGGCACAGCAAGAAUUUUGCUUUUUCACAAACCAAAUUACUACAACAGGAACCGUUCCUACUUCAUCAGCCACCAUGGUACCAGGAAGAGGAUUAGCACUAGACGAGGCAAGACAGGAUUGCACAUCGAGCAAUGGAAGCUCCUUGAAUAUAAACCCAGACUUGUUAAAAUGUAAGCGAAUGGUAAGGCUUUCCGGCAUAUUAGAGUCAGUAGUCCCUCUGAGAUCAUUGAAAGGAAGAGCUUUCCAUGAAUAUGCUUCAUUCAUAGGGAAGAUUUCAAGAGCAGAUCCCUCCAACUUAUCCGGAGCCAUGGAGAAAGGCAGACGGCGAAGGUCAAGAGAAGCUCGACAUUAUCUGUCAAUGGAACUAUCCUCCGAAGAUAUUGCAUUAUUGGGCCAACACAGCACAUACAGUAGAAAUGAAUAAUAAAGCAGUUUCAGUUGUAUAGAAAUUAGAACAGCUCCACACUUCAAGAAGAGUUUUUAUUUUAAACUUGUUUGCUCAGAAUUAUCUUAGCCGAGAUGAUUCUCGCGACAUUAGUGAAUAUACACAGAAAUUUCAA
Messenger RNA from Arabidopsis arenosa, 3737 nucleotides. The record is from the annotation of a GenBank genome assembly. NCBI's taxonomy places the organism in Eukaryota, Viridiplantae, Streptophyta, Magnoliopsida, Brassicales, Brassicaceae.